UAUGAGAAGUUGUGCGUCAGUUGUGAAUUAACCCUACGCUAGUGAAGGUGUUUUGCCGCGUUGUCGUGUGGGUACGUUUUCCUCCGAAAAGAUUCUUUUGCUGUACCAAAUAAAGUUGUUAAACUUUUGUGAUCUUCCUUGUUUCUCGUGCGUUUCGGGUAAUAAAUAAACAAAUAACCACAAAUAUGGCAAGCAACCGAGCCACCAAGUCAGGAUUCGCCGCCGAAGCACAAAGAAAAAUCAAUUCAAAAUACAGUGAAGAAUUAGCCCAGGAGUGCUUAGAAUGGAUUAAGGAAAUUACAGAAGAACCCAUCAACACCUCCGGUGAUAUGGAUAACUUCUUUGAAGUUUUGAAAGAUGGUGUUCUCCUAUGUAAACUGGCUAACUGUAUAGAAGCCGGUUCAGUUAAAAGAAUCAAUCAGAGUAAAAUGGCAUUUAAGUGCAUGGAAAAUAUUACCGCAUUCCUUGAUUCAGCUAAAAAAUUCGGUGUCCCAACACAAGAAACAUUCCAAAGUGUCGAUUUGUGGGAACGACAAAAUCUUAACUCAGUCGUUAUUUGCUUACAAUCGCUAGGAAGGAAAGCUCACAACUAUGGAAAACCAUCAAUUGGACCAAAAGAGGCUGACAAAAAUGUCCGUCAAUUCUCCGAAGAGCAGCUGCGUGCUGGCCAAAACGUCAUCUCCCUACAAUACGGUUCCAACAAGGGAGCAACGCAAAGUGGCAUUAACUUUGGCAACACACGGCACAUGUAAAAUGUUUAUACCAUUCCUAAAGUACUUAUAUACACAAAGCUAAAAUGAAAACAAUCAGAAACAUUCCAAAACCAAGGAAAUAAAACACAAAACAAGACGAAACAUAAACCUGAAUUAACAUUCUUGGCAUUCUGCUGAAACAAAAGACCUCUAUACACGUUUUCUAUUGAAUUUUUCAAAACGUUUUUUUUUUCUUUAUGAAUUUCAAAUACACCCUUUUACGGAUAUGUACUACAUAAUUUACUUCCAAUUAGGUGACAAUACAAUUGAUUGUAGACAAAUCAAUGUAGAGGUGCCAUUGAGCAUUUAUAACGUUCGUAACCUUGUAGAGUAACGAGAAGAAAAGUAGAUAAAACUAAAAGUAAUUCUUGGGAUCAAUCAAAUUAUGUGAAACUUCCAUACAUCCUCUGACAUACAUUUACAACAUUGACCUGUCUCUGCCUUUACUCUGUAAAUAAGUGAUGCAUUUAACUAAGAAGCAAAUAUAAAAGUUUAAACAUAUAAUUUGAAGUGAAUAAUAGAAUAGUUUAAGCGCAAAAUGGCCUUUCAAAUUUUGUCAAAUUAAUAUAUGAAGAUUAUAUUUUU
This is a messenger RNA of Hermetia illucens (black soldier fly), 1337 nucleotides long. RefSeq names its product myophilin (gene Chd64). Lineage: Eukaryota; Metazoa; Arthropoda; Insecta; Diptera; Stratiomyidae. The coding region runs from base 186 to 752 and encodes 188 amino acids. The transcript is spliced from 4 exons. The record is from RefSeq and is a predicted model, not a curated record. Gene Ontology annotation, molecular function: protein binding.